AUUUUUGUUCAAUGUGUUUCAGUCAUUUUAAUUAUAAAAUAUGAGCGAAGAAGAAAGUUUAUUUCCUGAGUUGAAAAAUGACUUGAUAUUAAAAGCUACUAGAGGAGAAAAUGUUUCACGUGUGCCUGUUUGGGUAAUGAGACAAGCUGGUAGAUAUUUACCAGAGUUUCGUAAUCUUAGAGUUGAAAAUGAGUUUUUUGAUGUUUGUAGAACACCAUCUCUGGCAUGUGAAGUCACUAUGAUGCCUAUCAGAAAAUAUGAUCUUGAUGCUGCUAUAAUUUUUAGCGAUAUCCUUGUCAUACCACAAGCUUUAGGAAUGCAAGUGGAAAUGCAGAAAGGAAAAGGUCCUGUUUUUCCAAAACCAUUGCUUGAUGCAACUGAUAUAAAGCUUCUAAAUGUUGAUGUUGAUGUAAAGAUAGAGCUAAAAUAUGUUUUGGAUGCCAUAACAUUGACCAGAAAGACUCUAGAUGGAAAGUGUCCUCUCAUUGGGUUUGCAGGAGCACCGUGGACCCUAAUGGCUUAUAUGAUUGAAGGAGGAGGUUCCAAAACAUAUUCUAAAGUUAAGAAAUGUCUGUAUGUCGAUCCAGAUUCUUGUAAAAAUUUGCUCAACAUUUUAACUAGAGUAUGUAUUGAUUUUCUGGUUGAGCAAGUCAAAGCAGGAGCACAAAUAUUGCAAGUGUUUGACUCCCAUGCUGGUGAACUUUCUGCUGACAUGUUUAACAUUUUUUGUCUACCGUAUUUAAAAGAUAUUGCAACUUCUGUUAAAAAGGUUUUGGGGCCGAACCAAUCUGUUCCAAUGAUAAUAUUUGCAAAGGGAUCACAUUAUGCAUUAAAAGAUUUGGGUGAAUCAGAUUAUGAUGUGAUUGCUUUGGACUGGACUAUGAAUAUUGAGGAUGCACGGCGACUAUGUCCUCAUAAAACUUUAAUGGGAAAUCUUGAUCCUUGUGCAUUAUAUUCUUCUAAGGAAGACAUUGACACCCGUGUCAAAAAGAUGGUUCAAAUGUUCGGAACAUCAAAAUACAUCGCUAAUUUGGGUCACGGAAUUUAUCCUGAUGUUGAUCCAGAUCAUAUGGAAGCAUUUGUUAAUGCAGUUCAUCGACAUUCACAAAGUUUAUAGAUUUGUUAUUUAAGAAAAGAAACAUGUUUCUACUCUUUA
Hydra vulgaris (swiftwater hydra) is the source of this 1156-nucleotide messenger RNA. Its product is annotated as uroporphyrinogen decarboxylase. The record is from RefSeq and is a predicted model, not a curated record. Lineage: Eukaryota; Metazoa; Cnidaria; Hydrozoa; Anthoathecata; Hydridae. Gene Ontology annotation, cellular component: cytosol. Gene Ontology annotation, biological process: heme biosynthetic process. Gene Ontology annotation, molecular function: uroporphyrinogen decarboxylase activity.